This is a messenger RNA of Colossoma macropomum (tambaqui), 1871 nucleotides long. It is a transcript of the gene gdpd3b, whose product is annotated as glycerophosphodiester phosphodiesterase domain containing 3b. Gene Ontology annotation, biological process: glycerophospholipid catabolic process. Lineage: Eukaryota; Metazoa; Chordata; Actinopteri; Characiformes; Serrasalmidae. The transcript is spliced from 10 exons. The record is from RefSeq and is a predicted model, not a curated record. Gene Ontology annotation, cellular component: endoplasmic reticulum membrane. Gene Ontology annotation, molecular function: phosphatidylcholine lysophospholipase A1 activity; phosphoric diester hydrolase activity. The coding region runs from base 758 to 1717 and encodes 319 amino acids.
CAUAAUGGACACAGGUGAAUGUAUUUCCUAUGGGAUUCACUGUAAGGUUCUCACUCUACUCACCCAUCUUUACUCACUAAUCUACUGAUUAAAGAAACUGAUGUAUUUGAUGUGAACCUCCUGUAAAAGCGAGGUCAAAGGGUGACAGACAGUCCUUUUAAAGCAAGAUCAGCAGUUUCUUCAUUGUGCAACUCCUCCAUGGAGGGAAGUGGGAGCAGCUCUGUGGCCUCAGUUGUGAUAAGCCGUACUUCACCUUGGCACCCAGAGCCUGAAAGGCCAGAUCUCUUAGAAAGAGGAUAUCGUGUUCUGCCAUGUCGUGUUCCGGUGGUACGUCUGGGCUGGUUUGCGGUCCACUGUUCAUGUGAUUUCCUAUGGAAAGAACACAGAGCAGAGCAGAGAAAAGCUGAGAUAAGUCAUGAGACGUACAGUAGCUCAGAAAAAGGUUCCCACCAGUUAACAGAGCCGGAGCACGACUCAGUUUCAGUUUCCAGCGUUACUCAAUGCAGAUAGGGAAUGUUUGGAUAUGAUUGAAUGCCAGUGUGACUUUUUUCAGGUUUUUCAUCCAGCAGUACGUUCACGCUGUGUCAUACCUGACCACACACACCCACUCCCAUACACACACACACACACACACACACACAUAUACGCACACACAACCAUUCACAUGUCCCCUCACAUGCUUUAGCUACACUAUAUAAGAAAGGCAGGACAAUAGAGAAGAUAUCAUUACCUGAUAUCCGAGCUCUGAUUCGUCUGAAUGGACGCUGUGGUCGGUGUGCUGUGCCUCUUGGCUUUUGGACUUUUUUACGUCCUGUGUUCUGUUUAUCUGCUGCGUAACCCUCAGAUUCUCCACAAGAAGAAACAGUUGGCGUUUCAAUGCAGACACAUUUCCCACAGAGGAGGUGCUGGAGAGAAGAUAGAAAACACUACUGAGGCUUUUACACAUGCGAUGAAAGCAGGAACUGAGAUGCUUGAACUGGACUGUCAUUUAACUCAAGAUGGUUAUGUGGUCGUGUCCCAUGACAAGAACCUUGAAAGACAAACUGGAUACAAUAUUGACAUCUCGUCCCUGAAAUUACAGGAGUUGCCACCCUAUAAAGAAAAACUGGAGGUCACAUUCUACGUCGGGCACUACAGCACAGGCAAGGACCGGAAAUUUGUUCUGCUGGAGGACGUCUUUAAGAAGUUCCCUCAAAUGCCCAUCAACAUCGAGGUCAAGGAAAACAAUGACGUGCUCAUAGAAAAGGUCUCCUCUCUAGUGAAGAAGCACAACAGAGAGAGCAUCACCGUCUGGGCCACUGAAGACUCGGACAUCAUGACAAAGUGCAGGAAACAGUGCCCUGCCAUGCCCUACAGCUUCACCAUGAGACGAGGCCUUCUCCUCUUGGUGCUAUUCUACACUGGCCUUCUGCCCUUCAUGCCUCUGGGAGAGAGUCUACUACAGUUCUACCUGCCCAGCAUAAUCAACAGAACCUACAUUCCAGAAGAAUCCAUACUGAAGAAAAGAUUUGUGGUCUUUCUCAUGGAAAAACUGACCAUGAGGAAGUCUCUGUUUGACCACUUGGUGAAGCGUGGGAUGCAGGUGCAGCUGUUUGUGUGUAACGAGGAGAACGACAUGGACGCUGCCUUUUCAGUCGGCGCUACAGGAGUGAUGAGCGACUACCCCACCGUCCUGUCAGAGUACCUUCGAAAGCACCCCGUCCCUCCCACUAAAUGACACUUUCCUCUAUACUACCUUCCAUGUUAGACUAUUUCUAAACAUUUCUUUUAGCAAAAAUCCUUCAUAUAGUUUCACAAUUGACUACAAGUCAAAUGCAUUGCAGUUUUAUUAGUUUUGAAUACGUUUCUAUGGGUAAAGGUGGCAUAUUUUG